Messenger RNA from Drosophila elegans, 247 nucleotides. It is a transcript of the gene IM18, whose product is annotated as immune-induced peptide 18. The record is from RefSeq and is a predicted model, not a curated record. The transcript has a single exon. Lineage: Eukaryota; Metazoa; Arthropoda; Insecta; Diptera; Drosophilidae. The coding region runs from base 1 to 198 and encodes 65 amino acids.
AUGAAGCUGUUCGUACUGUGCUGCCUCCUGAUCUUGGGCCUUCUGGGCUGUCUGCCCGCUCCCGCCGUCGCCGUCCCAUCUCGACACUCUGGACCAGGAAACGGAGCUCCUGCUGGCAACCCCUUCCGACCUCCACAGCAAAAACCACUCUACUACGACGCUCCAGUUGGUCCACGAUCCAAGACUAUGUACGCCUAAACGAUAACAUUGUGGUGUAACAAUAAAAUUUUUGAAUUGGCAUAACUAA